Gracilinanus agilis (Agile Gracile Mouse Opossum) is the source of this 2340-nucleotide messenger RNA. It is a transcript of the gene LAG3, whose product is annotated as lymphocyte activating 3. Gene Ontology annotation, biological process: interleukin-15-mediated signaling pathway; positive regulation of ERK1 and ERK2 cascade; T cell activation. Gene Ontology annotation, molecular function: MHC class II protein binding; protein tyrosine kinase binding. Gene Ontology annotation, cellular component: membrane raft; external side of plasma membrane. The coding region runs from base 1 to 1530 and encodes 509 amino acids. Lineage: Eukaryota; Metazoa; Chordata; Mammalia; Didelphimorphia; Didelphidae. The record is from RefSeq and is a predicted model, not a curated record. The transcript has 9 exons.
AUGGGGAUGAAUCAAUUAUUCAGUCCAUCAGCAGGGCUCUCUUCAGGCCUCCUGGGAGGAGGGAUGCUGUGGGAUGUGAGAGCCCUAGUCCUCCUGCUGCAUCUGCUGCUGGUCACCAGAGCCUCUCUUUCUACAGCACGGACUCAAAUACCCAGGAAAGAAAUAUGGGCCAAAGAGGGGGUCCCCGUUCAGCUCCCCUGCACCCUCUCGAGCAACCUCUCGUCGGGGUAUAGCUUUCUUCACAAGGUGACUGUCACCUGGUCGCACCGGCACCAGGACAGGACCCCCGGAGCCAGCUGGUACAGAGUGUUCAGUGUGGGGCCAGCUGGUUUGCGGAGCAUUAGUCCUCCCUUCCAUCCCAGGGUGCACCUGGGGGAGCUCAGCCUCCACCGGGGAGAUUUCUCGCUGUGGCUCCGCCCAGCCUGCCUCACUGAUGCUGGGGAGUACAGAGCUCAGGUCCACUUCGAGACUGGUGAUUUGAGAUGUCACCUCCUCCUCCGAGUUGGCCAGGCUUCUGUGACUGCCAGCCCUCCGGGGCCCCUUGUGACCUCGGGGCUGGUCCUUCUGAAUUGCUCUUUCAACCGUCCUGACCCCCCAAGAGCUGUGGUCUGGUCCCGAGGCGGGAUACCCAUAAUCCCAUCUUCCCGGCAUUUUCCAUUUGAGGGGUUCCUCUUCUUGCCCUACGUCACCCUCUCGGAUGCUGGGCCCUGGGACUGCUGCAUCACCUACCCAGACGGAUUCAACGUCUCCGUUGCCCAUCACCUCCAGGUCCUGGGUCUGGAGCCCCUCGUGCAGAAGACGGUGUAUGUGGGAGAAGGAUCAAAGGUGGAGCUUCCCUGCCAUCUCAGCCCUGGCCCAGGAAUUCUGCCAGGGCUAAUUGCUCAGUGGACCUUACCUCAGGGCAGAGGCAGCGACCUUGUGGCUGGGGAUGACAGAAACAGCUUUGCCCUGAGGCUGGACAAUGUGAGCAGAGCCCAGGCAGGGCUCUAUCACUGCAACCUCAGUUUUCAAGGGCAUCAGCUCAGUGCAGCGAUCACCUUAGCUGUCAUUACAGUGACUGCUAAAUCCUUUGGAUCCUCAAGUUCCCAAAAGGGCCUGCUUUGUGAGGUGACUCCGAUGUUCAGGCAGGAGCAUUUUCUGUGGACCACCUUGGACAACCAGACUCUGGAAAACCCACCAGGGCCCUGGUUAAAGAUAGGAGACAAGGAGCAACAGGUCAACCAGUGGCAGUGCCAAGUGUAUCAAGGAGCACAACAAUGUGGAGCUGUAGUUUAUAACUUGGAGCUUCAGGGAACAGGUGCCCAGCUCUCUGAGAGGACCCCAAAAGCUAUGAAGGGAGGGAAACAGUUUCCUCUUCUUCUCAGCCUUGGCAUUUUACUGCUUCUCCUCUCUGGGGCAGGAGCUGCUGUGUUUCUCCUACGACAAAGAAAGCUGCCUCGGAGAUUUUCUGCCCUAGAAGAUGCAGUUCAAAAGUUCCAGAGACAAAACAUAGCAGAGCAAAUGGAGUCAGAGAGCUACUGCCAGACUUAGAGCCCGGAACAUUGGCAGGAAUGGUUCUGACAUAAAGAUGGAGCAGUCCUUUGAGAAGCAACUCAUUCUUCAGAGUCUUGCCUGCCACAGCAAAUGAACUUCUCUUCCUCAGCAGGAUAGCUUGUGGUUCCUCCAUAGCCUAAGCCUCUAUCUUUUUGCUUCCCUAGAAGACCUCUACCACCCACCCUCCCUGGGCCUUCUUUGCUCCUCCACAGCUUAACUGCACGUCUGUAAUACUUGUGAAGUUUUACAAAGCACUUUCCUCACAGUUCUGGGAGGUGAGCAGUACAAAUAUUAUAUGGUCUCCAUUUUAUAGAAAAGAUGCAGAAAAAAUUAAGUGAUCGACCUUUGGUCUUUCCCUCUCUUCAUUUUUCUGUUUCUGGUCCCUGUCCCCUUUUGUUUAUCCAUCAAAUCUUAUUUUGGCCAUUAUUUCUGAGGCUCUAAACAAAUCUCUAGCUCAAGACCUAAAGCCCUCCUUAGUUUUAAAAACACUUUUGAACCUAUAUUUCCUUUUUUAUUAUUAUGGACUUGGCAAGCAUAAAAAAAAUAAACAUACCUUCAUACAUAGAAUGGAAAGAAGAAAGUUGACUAUAAAACUAUGUAUCUCUAUAAUGGAUGACUUAAAAAAGGUAUAUUAUAAAUUUACUAUCCUGGUACCAACACUUGCCCUGCUUGCCCAUUUAUCAUUCGAAAUAUCUUUCUGAGUAUUUUUAAUUUCAUUGAUGCUCUUUUCUCCCUUUAAAAAAUGUUUAAAUAACUGACUAUGCAUUUUGUCAUAGGACUAUAUAAUUUACAAAAUGUUGGGAUACA